UUGCGCACAGGUAGUCCCUGUUAUUUAGUUUCUUGAUGUUUCUAUCGUAAGUGUUUUAAUUCUUGGCCAGCAAAUUCGGCGCGGGGGUUCCUGGCUGCAUGAAGAUAGGUAUGUAUUGACCUUGACCGAUUCAGCCCCAGAGCCGCAUUGCAGCCGCAUUUUGUACUGGGUCUUGGUUUUUUUCUUCUCAUUCCUACCUAAACCUAGCAAUAUCAACAUCAGACAGACCUUCUUUGGACAUUUUGAUAACUGGUUCUCCCGACUAUAUACCUAGGUACCUAUAUACUUGGUCUACAUCUGUGUCUUCAUAGUUACCUACCUUACAUAUUCGUUAUACAUACAUAACACAGCCAGGUGACUUCACAAUGGCGAGAAUGGGAUUAUCCAGUUUCCCCAGAUCUCCCUUCGGGUCCUUCGGGGGCCUCGGCGGGACAACCAGCACUCCAAUCCGAGUCCUCAUCGCGCUUGCUCCCAUCACCAUCCCCGUCGCUUACAUGGUCUACCUCCAGCGCUCGCUUGUCCGGCACACCGCUGCUUCGGCACUCAUCUGCCCGCCGGACUCCCUGUCCUCGGGCUCUUCGGCCGACGGCACCAGCGACAACAAGGAAGCGCUCCCGUCCGACGUGCGCCACCAUCUGGAGCUGUACGUGGUGGCGCGGGAGCGCGUGGCCUCGGCGGCGGUGCCCGUGUCGUCCCUGCGCCCCGAGUUCAUCUCCAAGAAGGGCAAUCUGAGCGGCCUCCUGGACUCGUAUGUCGGCGCUACGAUGGCGGCUUUCUCGUGGACGCCGCAGGCGUUGCUGCUGGCGCGCAUGGGCGCGGCGGUGGCGGAUCCGGAGGCGUACCGGCGCUCCUUCGACGCGGACUACCUCGCCGCGUGCCGCUUUCGGCCGGGCGACCGCGUGUGCGGCGUGUAUGUCGUGAGGAGCCGCAGCCGCAGCAAGGGCCGGGUGGUGCUGGAUCUGGCGCCGCCGGAGGGGUGGACGGGGCCGGUGGUGGGGGGGGUGUUGGUGGUUGGGUUUGAUAUCGAUGUUGAUCGGACGGGGAGGGGGAGGAGGAACGAGAGGGAGAGGGAGAGGGAGGGGAAGGGGAAGGGGGGUGGGAGUGGGAAGGAUGAGGGGGAGGGGGAGAUUAGGUUUGUGAACGAGACGGUUAUGUGGAGGGAGAAGGAGGGGGGGAAGGCGACGCUGUUAGAGGGGUGGGUGGGGAGGUGGUUUCAUACUAUGAUGGCUAGGUGGUUGGUUGUUAAGGGGGUUGAGGCUGUGACGGGGGGGAAGAAUGAGUAGGGAGGUUGAAGAUGUGGGUUUGGUAUAUAGGUAGGUAGGCAUAGGUAGAAUCGCUCUGGUCCAGGAUAUUUACAAUUUCCACUCUCCGUAUCCAAAUGGGGUAGAUUGACUCGUUGUCUCAUGGCUAGCAAGGCAGUGCUACACUAUGUGGCUCAAUGGACCUUUGUUUUUCUGAGGUAUAUUCCGUUUUUCUUUCUUGUAAAUCAACUAUGUUGUGUUAGGUAGGG
Daldinia decipiens is the source of this 1510-nucleotide messenger RNA. RefSeq lists its product as uncharacterized. NCBI's taxonomy places the organism in Eukaryota, Fungi, Ascomycota, Sordariomycetes, Xylariales, Hypoxylaceae. The record is from RefSeq and is a predicted model, not a curated record. The coding region runs from base 366 to 1283 and encodes 305 amino acids. The transcript has a single exon.